Molecule: messenger RNA, 2106 nt
Organism: Trichomonas vaginalis G3
Lineage: Eukaryota; Parabasalia; Trichomonadida; Trichomonadidae
Product: saposin-related family
Exons: 1
Coding region: 1-2106 (701 amino acids)
Biological process (GO): sphingolipid metabolic process
Cellular component (GO): lysosome
Source: RefSeq, a predicted model, not a curated record
AUGUUUGUCUUUUUAUCUGUUUUAGCUCUUUCAGCUGUAGAUAAAGACAGAUGUAGCCUCUGUCAGACAGGCUUAGGCAUUGUUCACGAUGCCAUCAAUGCUGGCUAUGAUGAUAAGCAAAUCGUUGAUGCCCUUAAGGCCAGCUGCCCAACAUUACCAUCUCAAUAUGUUCCAAUUUGCAAUGCUUUUCUUAAAAACAUCGAACACAUUCUUGCUGAAAUUCGUGCCGGAAAGGACGACAAAGCAAUCUGUGCUGAAUAUUCAUUAUGCGCCCAGAAGCCAAAGGUUGAGGCUGCCAACGGUCUCAUCUGCGACCUCUGCGUCGACCUUCUAAAGAAGGUUGAGGAGAUCAUGGUUAGCACAAAGAUUGAAGCCGAUGUUAUCGCUCUUGCAACCAAGUACUGCGAGAAGCUUUCUGCUCCAUAUUCCACCCUCUGCGACUCCCUCGUCAAGCAGUAUGUUCCAAUGAUCAUGCAGUACCUCGAGCAGGGUCUUGAGCACAUUGAGAUCUGCCAGAAGAUUUCUCUCUGCGAAGCCUCAAAGAAGUCUCGCGCUGCUGACCCAGUUCUCUGCGAUCUUUGCACAGAACUUGUCAAGAAGAUCGAAGACAUCAUUGACGAUACACAAGUUGAAGCCGAUGUUGAGAAGCUCGCCAAGGAAUACUGCGACAAGCUCCAGUCCAUCUAUGCCACACUCUGCGAAACACUCGUUUCCCAGUAUGUUCCACAGAUCAUGCAGUGGCUUGACCAAGGCAUCGAACAUCUUGAGAUCUGCCAGAAGCUCCACGUGUGCUCAUCCUCCUCCUACAAGGUCAAGGACACAAUUCUUUGCGACCUUUGCACAGACCUCAUCGCCAAGAUAGAAGAAAUUAUCAAGGAUACAAAGCUUGAGGAAGAUGUUGAGAAGCUCGCUAAGGAAUACUGCGACAAGCUCGGCACAAUGUACUCUGCCCUCUGCGAAGCCCUCGUUACACAGUACGUUCCACAGAUCAUUGAAUGGCUUGACCAGGGUCUCGAACACGCCGAAAUCUGCCAGAAGCUUCACAUGUGCGCUGCCACAAAGGUUGCCCGCCAGCCCGAAAACGGCCUAUUAUGCAACUACUGCGUCACAAUUGUCCAGUACAUCGAGAAGCUCAUGCUCGACACAAAGGUCGAAUCUGAAGUCGCCAAAUUAGUUGAGAAGUUCUGCGCCGCGUUUCCAGUCUUCUCUGGUGUCUGCGACAAGAUCGUUGAGAAGUACGUUCCAAUCAUCAUGCAGUGGCUCGAACAAGGCCUCGAACAUGAAGAAAUCUGCAAGAAGCUCGGUUUCUGCACAAACGCAAUCAGAGCAUCUUCCAACAGCUUCGUCUGCGACCUCUGCACAGAGCUCGUUGCUAAGGUUGAACAAAUCAUGGUCGACACAAAGCUCGAGAAGGAUGUCAUCGCUCUUGCCCAGGAGUACUGCGAGAAGCUCGCUGUUCCAAUGUCCACACUCUGCGACUCCCUUGUUGCCCAGUACGUCCCACAGAUCAUGCAGUGGCUCGAACAAGGCCUUGAGCACCUCGAAAUCUGCAAGAAGAUCUCCCUUUGCCCAAAGAACGCCCAACGCUCAAACAGCUUCGUCUGCGACCUCUGCACAGAACUCGUUGCCAAGGUUGAGGAAAUCAUGGUCGACACAAAGCUCGAGAAGGAUGUCAUCGCUCUUGCUCAGGAGUACUGCGAGAAGCUCGCUGUUCCAAUGUCCACACUCUGCGACUCCCUUGUUGCCCAGUACGUCCCACAGAUCAUGCAGUGGCUCGAACAAGGCCUUGAGCACCUCGAAAUCUGCAAGAAGAUCUCCCUUUGCCCAACAACAUUCGAAUUGAAUGUCGCCCGCAUCCCAAUCUCAUACGAGAACGGCGUUACAUGCGAUGUCUGCAAGGACUUCUUCAAGUGGGCUGAGGACGAACUCGAGAAGUACACAGUUCCAUACCUUUGGAAGCUCGUCAACGAGAAGUGCCCCAACGUCCCAUACCUCCGCCAGUUCUGCAAGAUCAUCAACGUCCAGAACAUUGAGACAUUUGUAAACCUCCUCAUCUCCCAGGCUCCACCAGCCAAGUGCUGCCAGUUCCUUAAGAUCUGCCAGUAA